AUGUCGGUUCAGGAGCGAGAUCCGGACUCCCAGCAGAAGGCUUUGCUUUUUGAGAUCGAGUACCCAGAGGCUUUGGACCGAGUGAAGCCUCGGCAUCGCUUUAUGUCAGCCUAUGAACAGAAGGUCGAACCACCCGAGUCCAAAUUCCAGUAUUUGCUCACCGCUUGCGAACCCUAUGAGACCAUUGCAUUCAAGGUCCCCAAUAUGGAAGUCGACAAGAAUGAAAACAAGUUCUUCACGAGUUGGGAUCCGCAGAGGAAAGUCUUCACAAUGCAGAUCUUCUUUAAAGACCGCGAAGAGAAAGAAUUGCCUGCAUUGCCUCAGAGACCGGGCACCACGAACUUAGCCUUCCACGGUGGAGGUGGAUUCAUCCGUGGAUGA
This is a messenger RNA of Durusdinium trenchii, 381 nucleotides long. The record is from the annotation of a GenBank genome assembly. Lineage: Eukaryota; Dinophyceae; Suessiales; Symbiodiniaceae.